Messenger RNA from Salvelinus fontinalis (brook trout), 1740 nucleotides. It is a transcript of the gene slc22a13a, whose product is annotated as solute carrier family 22 member 13a. Gene Ontology annotation, molecular function: transmembrane transporter activity. Gene Ontology annotation, cellular component: membrane. Lineage: Eukaryota; Metazoa; Chordata; Actinopteri; Salmoniformes; Salmonidae. The record is from RefSeq and is a predicted model, not a curated record. The transcript has 10 exons. Bases 1 to 1629 code for a protein of 542 amino acids. Gene Ontology annotation, biological process: transmembrane transport.
AUGGCUGAUUUUGGCGAGAUCCUGAGGACCAUUGGAGACUUUGGAUUAUUCCAGAAGCUCAUACUAUUUGGACUAUGCUUCCCGAAUCUUGUCCUGCCUUUCCACCUGGCCAGUUUGAUUUUCAUCCAGUCAGACCCUGAGCGCCACUGUAACACUGACUGGAUACUUAGAGCUGGUUCCAAUCUGAGCAGUGAGGAACAGCUGAAUCUGACCGUGCCCCGGCAGGAGGAUGGGACCUUCAGUAGGUGCCUGAUGUUUACCCCUGUAGACUGGGACAUUGACACCAUCAGGGAGUAUGGACUCAAUCAGACCACUGACUGCCAGAAUGGAUGGGUGUACAACAAUAUAGUGUAUGAAGCCACCAUCGUCACUGAUUUUGAUCUUGUCUGUGGCAAAGCUAACGUUGUCGGACUUGCACAAACUGUGUACAUGGCUGGCAUUCUUCUUGGUUCACUCUUGUUUGGACCUUUCGCUGAAUCAUUUGGUCGCCAACGAGCAACUCAGAUACCCAUGGUUAUUAUGCUAAUUUUUACUGUAACGACAGGCUUGUCUCCAAACUUUUAUUUGUAUAUGGCAUCCCAGUUUAUAGUAGGGAUCGCAUUUGGUGGAUUUCGAAUCAACUGCAUUAUAUUAGCAACUGAAUGGGUCGGAGUGACAAAACGUUCUUAUGCAUCUUGUCUGAGUCAGACGUUCGCUGGAGUUGGCCAGUGCAUUCUUGCUGGCAUGAUCUUCUUCAUUCGAGACUGGAGACUUGCUCAGUUUGUCAUGGCUGCACCAAUAGCAGUGUUCGCCGUAUACAUAUGGGUUAUUCCUGAAUCAGCCAGGUGGUUAUUGGAUCAGGGUAAAACAGAGGAAGCUAAGAAGUUGAUACUCAGGGUAGCAGCCAUCAAUAAACGCCCAGUUCCAGACACUAUUCUAGAGAAGAUAGCUGAGAAGAAAGUUGUUCAGAAGGGAGGCAUACUCCUUCUCAUCAGAUCUCCUGUACUUAGGAAAUACUUCUUAACUAUUACUCUUGCAUGGUUCUUGUCAAACCUCUCCUACUACUAUCUGUCCUUCAACGUCGGGAACUUUGGCCUGGACAUCUUCUUGACACAGCUCAUGUUCGGACUCACAGAGUUACCAGGUCAUAUACUCUGCAUCUUUAUGCUGGAAUAUUUGGGGAGGAAGAUAUCCUUAAUGUCCACCCUUCUGACUGGCGGAUUCACAUGCUUCCUAAUCCUGGCUGUUCCACAAGACAACGCUGUUGCUAUUACUGCUCUUGCUACUGCUGGGAGGUUUUUCAUGAACAAUGCUGGAUCCAUAUGCAACGUCUAUGUUCAGGAGCUGUUUCCCACCUCUGUUAGACAAACGGCCACAGGCUUGGGCUCAAUAGCGAUCAGAAUUGCUGGAAUGCUGUCUCCAAUGCUCAACAUAUUGGCCACAUACCAUUGGUCUAUCCCCACUAUCGUGUUCAGCAGCCUGUCAUUGGUUGGUGGGGCUCUGGUCUUUCUGCUUCCUGAGACCAGGAGGACAGAACUUCCUGACUCUACAGAUGAGGCCGAAGGGAACAGAAAUGUGACUAUCGCCACGAAGAUAGAAAAAGGCUGCAAAGUGGAUGAUUAUGACUAUGAAAAAUCUACCAAACUAUAAAGUCAUGUUUAUGUAAGUCUUUUUUCUGGGUAAAUGUAUUUUCAAGGCUUAGUUAGUAAGACAGUUGGCUGGUGCAUGGUUCUUGUAACACCAAGGUUGUGAAUCUGAUUC